AGUGGCGGCGGCCGGGCGGAGCGGGAGGAGGUUAGAAAUAGGGAGAGCGGGCCGCGCCGCCGAGCCGCCAGCCUCGAGCACGCUGCGCAGCGAGCGGCCGCACUCGCACCCGCACCGAUGCUGCUGACGCUGGCCAGCGGCGCGCUCUUCUUCCCGGGGCUCUUCGCGCUCAGCACCUGGGCGCUGCGCCGCUCGCGGCCGGGAUGGACCGACAACGACUGCCUGACGGUCGGCACCAGGCUAGUGUCCUCGGUGCAAGCAGUGCUGGCCACCGGGGCGGGGCUCAUCAUCAUCUGCUCCUGCAGCGACGUGGUCACAGACAGGCACUGGCUUGCCAGAGAAUAUGUCUGGUUUUUGAUACCAUACAUGAUCUAUGACUGCUACGCCAUGUACCUCUGUGAAUGGUACCGAACCAGAGACCAGAAACUCAGACGUGCCACCGUUUUCCGGAACUUCCUGAUUGAAAACCGCCUAAUGGUCACACAUCAUGCGGUCAUCCUGUUUGCCCUCGUACCUGUCUCACAGAAGCUCCGCGGAGAACUUGGAGACUUCUUUGUCGGCUGCAUCUUCACAGCAGAACUGAGUACUCCAUUUGUGUCGCUGGGCAGAGUUCUGAUUCAGCUGAAGCAGCAGCAUACCCUUCUUUACAAGGUCAAUGGAAUCCUCACGCUGACCACCUUCCUCUUCUGCCGGAUCCUUCUUUUCCCCUUCAUGUACUGGUCCUAUGGCCAAUACAAAGGAAUAAGCAUACUCCGAGUGCCAUUUAAUAUUCCUAUGCACUGCAAUGUGGCCAAUGCCAUCCUCAUCUCUCCCCAGCUCUACUGGUUCUCACUGCUGUGCAAGAAGGCAGCCCGGCUCUUUGACACUGCCAAAGCCAAAAAGAACGGUUAAUUAAUCUCAGGAGUCAGGCACUCACACUAGCUGCCUCCUCUACUCAGUAUUCCAAGGACCAAAUUGUGCCUGGGGUAGCUGCUGCCUUCUGGAUAUUGAUAAGCCUCUGGACUUGAGGUUUGCUUUGUAAGAAUCCCCAUUACCUCCCCCUUCUAACCUGCUCCUUUUGCAAAAGCACUUUCCCUCCCCCCUUCCCCGCACCCACCCAGUGAUAACUUGGAUUCUGUCAAACCUCCACCGCAGCAAAGUAGUUUUCAUGCAAGCCUGAGGAGCCUUCCUUGGGCCUCUGACAAGAGCUCUGGGAGGUGACGCACUGCUCUCCCCACUCAGGGCAACAUCCAUAAUACUGGACCCAAAGCAAGGGACCACUUGGUUCUUGAAGUAGCGUCCUUUUUCCAACACUAGGAAAACCAUUGUGGGUGUGUAGUCUUUUACUGUUUACUAGACAGCCCUGGUCUUCUCAUCUGUAUAUCAACAAUGAAUUCUCAUCCUACUGACUUCUAGUCAGAAGGGCUCACUGACAGUGGGCAAGAGGCAGGGCUGAGAACCUGAAGACUUGAGUAGGUCAGGCGGCCAGCAGAGGUCAGCACCUUUGCAGGCCGACUUGGUAUAAAGACCAGUAGACAAAC
Molecule: messenger RNA, 1520 nt
Organism: Peromyscus eremicus (cactus mouse)
Lineage: Eukaryota; Metazoa; Chordata; Mammalia; Rodentia; Cricetidae
Gene: Tlcd3a
Product: TLC domain containing 3A
Exons: 5
Coding region: 118-891 (257 amino acids)
Biological process (GO): lipid homeostasis
Cellular component (GO): endoplasmic reticulum; membrane
Source: RefSeq, a predicted model, not a curated record